This is a messenger RNA of Lepisosteus oculatus (spotted gar), 6668 nucleotides long. It is a transcript of the gene lgr4, whose product is annotated as leucine-rich repeat containing G protein-coupled receptor 4. Lineage: Eukaryota; Metazoa; Chordata; Actinopteri; Semionotiformes; Lepisosteidae. Gene Ontology annotation, biological process: activation of adenylate cyclase activity; adenylate cyclase-activating G protein-coupled receptor signaling pathway; hormone-mediated signaling pathway. The record is from RefSeq and is a predicted model, not a curated record. Gene Ontology annotation, cellular component: plasma membrane. Gene Ontology annotation, molecular function: G protein-coupled peptide receptor activity; protein-hormone receptor activity; protein binding.
UUCCCCGCUCAGAGCCGGCCAGCGUCCUAAAUCCCUCCUCCCCCGGUUCAAAGCGAGCCAGACAGGCCUCCUUAUCGCGUCUGCUCAAUGUGGUGGAGUUGUCUUUGCAUAUUAAUAGCCGUUCCGUCAGAUUUUGCCAAUAAGUCAUGGCAGUGGUUCAUUAAUAUGUAGGUUUGCAUUUACAUAUUCAGGACGUCGUGUAGCCCUGCUUCCCCGCGGGGGAGAGUGAGUGAGAGAGAGAGACAGAGGCUGCCGCUGAGCUCGCUGUAACGCUGGUGCUGUGGGCAAGAUCAGACGCGAGGAAUGGCUGAAAUCUGACUUCUGUUUUCCCCGGGAAUCAAAACACAGGGGACGCAGAGGACUAGAAUACACACGGAGCGAUUUUUGUUUCCCCGUUUGUGAGGUUUUCUUUUUGGAGGGAGGUUAAAUCGAGAAAAGCAACCAAGUCCAACAAGGAGAAGACCCGAGUCUCUGUGGAUUAAUGGGACGGAAUCCGAAAGAGGGAUAGAGGUGUUGAUCUGUUUACUGCGGUGCAGGGUCUGGUACUCCCGUACAACCCCCGAUGUGGAAUUAAACUGGACUAGUAAAUACGGGGGUCUUCGGAAUUAUAAUCGAUCGGUUUCUUUUCUUUUUUUAAAAAACCACGGAAUACACCGAGCCAGCCCCCAAAGUUGGAUUAUGCGUUGGUUUUGUAUACAUUGCAACCUGGGGAGUAGUUUACCUUUACCCGCAAAUCAAUGAUUGAUUACAAAACUCAUGCAUUGAUCCGUUUCACGGCACUGCAACUGGGACGGUAUCGCUACGCAGGAUAAGUGUGAGGUUUUUUUUUCUUAUUGGUUUUUUUUUAAAAAAACAACAACAAAAGAACAAAAACCCCAACAUUUGACGGGAGCUGGCCGGCGCCAACUAGCAAAAGUGCCAAGAUGAAGUUGUGGGCUGCGCGGAUCUCGUACGCCGGCUGGUUUCUGAUCUGCGGGCUUGCCGCCGGACAAGGCGAGUCCUCGCCGGCUCCUUGCCCGACGCCGUGCCGCUGCGACGGGGAUGGAGGAGCCGACUGCUCCGGGAAGGGACUCCCAGCCGUGCCGGCCGGGCUGAGCGCCUUCACCUACUAUCUGGACAUCAGCAUGAACAACAUCACCGAGCUCCCUGCUAGUGUCUUCAGGAACCUGCCGUAUUUGGAGGAGCUGAGGCUGGCCGGCAACGAUCUGGCCUUCAUCCACCCGGAGGCCCUGUCUGGACUCCAGCACCUCAAAGUCCUGAUGCUCCAGAACAAUCAGCUGAAGACGGUUCCCAGCAAGGCGUUGAAAGGACUCCACGCCUUGCAGUCUCUGAGGCUGGAUGCCAACCACAUCACGGUGGUCCCAGAGGACAGCUUUGAGGGCCUCCUGCAGCUCCGUCACCUGUGGCUGGACGACAACAGCCUGAUGGAGGUGCCCGUCGCCCCCCUGAGCAACCUGCCCUCCCUGCAGGCCCUCACGCUGGCUUUGAACAGGAUCUCGCACAUCCCUGACAGCGCCUUCGCCAAUCUCUCCAGCCUGGUGGUCCUGCAUCUCCACAACAACAAAAUCAAGGAGAUCGGGGAGCACUGCUUUAACGGAUUAGAGAACCUGGAAACUCUGGACCUGAACUACAACAACCUGCUUGAGUUUCCUGAGGCGAUCAAGGCUCUGCCAAAUCUGAAGGAGCUGGGGUUUCAUAGUAACAACAUUGCUGUGAUCCCCGAUGGAGCCUUCAGCCAAAAUCCUCUGCUGAGAGCAAUACACUUGUAUGACAACCCCCUCUCGUUUGUGGGCAGCACAGCUUUCCGGAACCUGUCAGAGCUCCACUCCCUGAUAGUGCGGGGAGCCAGUAUGGUGCUGCGGUUUCCUGACCUCAAUGGGACUGAGAAUUUAGAGAGCCUCACGCUGACGGGAACCAAGAUAGAUACCAUUCCUGCGAGCCUGUGUGAAGAUCUGAAGUUGCUACGGACCCUGGAUCUGUCCUAUAAUGAGAUUGAAGAGCUUCCGAGUUUUCAAGGCUGCACCAAGCUGGAGGAAAUAACCCUGCAGCACAAUCGAAUCAAAGGCAUCCAGGCGGACGUGUUUCGAGGACUGGCCUCCCUGCGCUUGCUAGACCUCAGCAGAAAUCAGAUCCGGUCCAUUCACAAGGAUGCAUUUAUGUCCCUGACAUCGCUAACAAAUCUGGACUUGAGUUCAAACGCACUGUUGACCCUGCCCACUUCAGGCCUGGGCGGGCUGAACCAGUUGAAGUUAGCCGGAAACAUGGACAUGAAGGGGUCUCUGUCAGCCAAGGACCUGCAGAAGCUCAGGACGCUGUCUGUGCCCUACGCCUACCAGUGCUGUGCUUUCGGCGGGUGCGACGCCUACCUGAACACAAACCCGGACCAGGGGAGCAAGAGCGAUGGGAGUCGGAAGAAGAAAGGUGAGGGCAGCGUCGCCGAAGAUGAGGGCGAGAGAAUCCAGCUGGCUGUGCACUGUUCUCCCCCGACAGGUGCCUUCAAGCCCUGUGAGCACCUGUUAGGCAGCUGGAUGAUCCGCCUGACCGUGUGGUUCAUCUGCCUGGUGGCGCUCCUCUUCAACCUCCUGGUCCUGGUCACGACGUUCUCGUCCAGCGCGGCAGUGUCCCCUGCCAAACUCCUCGUGGGCCUCAUUGCUGCCUCCAACCUGCUCAUGGGCGUCUACACGGGCAUGCUCAGCGUGCUGGACGCCGCGUCCUGGGGCCACUUCGCCGAUUUCGGGGUGUGGUGGGAGACGGGAGCCGGCUGUCGAGUCACCGGCUUCCUGGCCAUCUUCUCCUCGGAGGCCUCCAUCCUCUUCCUCACUCUGGCGGCCGUCGAGCGGAGCGUCACCAUGCGGGACCUGGCGAAGAAGGGGAAGAGCCGGCGGCACAGGCAGUUCCGGGCGGCCGCCGGGAUGCUGGGGGUCUCCGCCACCGUGGCGGCCUGCUUGCCCCUCUUCCACGUGGGCGACUUCUCCUCCUCGCCCCUCUGCCUGCCGUUCCCCACCGGGGAGGCGCCGUCGCUGGGCUUCACCGUGACUCUGGUCCUCCUGAACUCCACGGCCUACCUGCUGAUGGCCGUGGUCUACACCAAGCUGUACUGCGGCCUGGAGAAGACGGACCUCCUGGAGUCGUCGCCUCAGGCCAGCAUGGUGAAGCACGUGGCCUGGCUGAUCUUCACCAACUGCAUCUUCUUCUGCCCCGUGGCCUUCUUCUCCUUCGCCCCCCUCAUCACCGCGAUCUCCAUCAGCCCCGAGAUCAUGAAGUCUGUCACGCUCAUCUUCCUCCCCCUGCCGGCCUGCCUCAACCCCGUGCUCUACGCCUUCUUCAACCCCCAGUUCAAGGAGGACUGGAGGCAGAUCCGGCUCUGCGGGCGGUGGCGGGAAGCCAAACCCAAUGCCGGUACCGCCGCCGCCGUCGCCGCGGGGUCGGCCGCCGCCGGGCUGCAAACCGGCCACAUCUCCCCAGAUUUCUAUUACGACUGCGGCGUCUACUCCCCGCUGCAGGACAAUCUCGCGGUGUGCGACUGCUGUGAGUCCCUCCUGCUCGCCAAGCCGGUGGCCUGCAAACAUUUGGUGAAGGCCCACAGCUGCCCGGCUCUGGCGGUGGUGCCCUGCCAGAGAUCGGACGGGUACUGGUCGGACUGCGGCACUCCCUCAGCCCAGUCGGAAUACGCCGACGAGGGAGACUCGUUCGUGUCCGACAGCUCCGAUCAGGUUCAGGCCUGCGGACGGGCCUGCUUUUACCAGAGCCGCGGUUUCCCGCUCGUCCACUAUUCCUACAAUAUUCCCCGGAUUAAAGACUAGCAGGGACCCGGCUCAGUGCGAGACUCGCGGGACGCCUUUUCCGGGUUUUUUUGUUUUGUUCUUCGGCGGACGGAAAGCAUGAGACACUACGAGAGGUGUACAGGAUCUCCGUACACAACCAUUCAGGAAGCACUUUUGGAAUAAUCACUGUGUGACUUGCCUCAUAAGAAGGGAAUUCGGACAAUGCGCUUCAUCCUUUUGAGCCAGGAAUCUUUGGUCGAAAAAUUUUAAGUUGGUGUUUUCUUGCGUCGUGUAGAUCACGCCAAGCUUGUUUUACAAUAAUCUUGGGGGGGAAAAAAUAUCUCGGCCACAGCUAUCUUUGUUUUGCUUUGCUGGUUUAGGGGGAUCUCCUAUUCUUUGAAGUGAUGCAAUUGCUUUAUCGAAUGUUUUUCGUUUCAUACAGCAGCUUUUCUCUGACCGAGAUUGUGUUCACACCACCUUUCAUUUCGAGAGAUGGGUACCUGCUUUUCCCUGUUUCAUCUGCUCUGAAUGCUUUGAAUGUAAGAAUAUUGUGCGAGUCAACAUUACCUGCAAAUUGCCCAUUUUGUUUAAGGUAGCUGACAGGAUUGUUCUGUGUUCUGUGUUGAGAAUAUAAUAAAAGAAAAGUUACAGUUCAUACCAAGGGAAAUAAGAAACUAUGACCAUGGCCUAAAUUCACAGGUGUCUUUUGCCUCUAAAAGUAAGAGAGAAAAACUAUUAUGUUUAUAUGAGAAUGAGACAAUUUCCUUAGAGGAAAGCACUGGGUGUUUGGUGUCACAACCUGUUUGAUGAUUCUUUUUGUUCAAAACGAUUAAACCAAAACUACAUUUUUAGUGACAGAAUUGUAUAUAUAUUAGUGAUCUUUCAGGGUUCGCCAUGAAAAACUUAAUUUUCUAACUUCUUCAACCCAGGAAGGUAAACUUGAACGCCACCAUGCACCUGCGUGGAUCACUCUUGGCAAAAAUUGUACACCAUCAGCUGUAAAGACUUUUGUGUUGAUCGACAAUCAUUUUUCUUCUUGGUGUUGCUUUUAAGGCAAGAGGGUUUAUGGAAUAAGAUUCAUCUUUCAGGUCACAGUACUAUGUUCCAUGGGCUUAGGGGUGCAAUCCCUACUAAAUAUGGCUCAUCAUAUCCCUGAAAUAAUUUCUCAGUAUAACCUGCGUUUUCUGUAUUAGUAUUGAAUAUGCAAUUACUGUUAAAAACAAAUAGCAAAACCACAGGCUUGUAUUUUCAUGCUUGGGCUUAUGCCUUUCUGUGCUAAAUGAGUCUUCUCUGUGCCAAAACUAAUGUGAUGUGGACAUUAGUUCCGACACCUUUAGUUGCAAAAUAGGAUCAAUGGCAAACUGUGGAGCACUGAUAAAUCAUGUGUAUAUGUGUGUUCUGGGUUUAUAUAGACAUUUAACACAAAACUGCAGGUCAGCUAUAAUUUAAACAUUCAAAAUCUAGUGUGCUUUCAACUUAAGUGACAUAAAUAUAGGAUUUUAAGAAGAGUUGCAAAUGAUUUCAUAAUUUUAAUACCAUGAGAUAGCCCACAGUUACCCCAAAAUAUUAUUGAAAUGUUCACUGGUACACGUUUGUAAGCUCUGUAACUUUGUACUUGCUGAUGUAUACAAACCGUGAAAUUUUACAGUACUUUACUCAUUUUAAUGGUGUGUGUAAAAAUCAAAUUAGAAAGUAACUUCAAUCCGCAAGUGGAGGGCAUUUAUUUUUUUGGGGAAAGUUGUCAGUCACUACAUGAGCCUGUUAGCAGUGAAGAAUUCAGCAUCAGAGCUAUUAUAGGAAAGUUUAUUUUUUUUAACAUAGGGAUGCUUUUAAGGAUUUUAUUUCAGGUUCUGAGUCCACUAUAUGACCCCCAGGUUGUGUCAGUGUCUCUCAUAUUCAGUAUUGAAGCUUUUAAAUCCUUAUUUUUUUGUCUGUUAUGCUUCAGUCCUCUGAUGCCCAGCUUUGAUACAUUGGGUGAAACCAUUGAGUUCUGUGUUUUUUUUUUUUUCGGGAAGACCAGAUUCACUUGCAAACAAUUUUGUGUGACGUGAGUUGUAACCAUACCCCCUGCUUAUAUAGCAGAUUCUUAGUCUUUACCCUGUCGUUUUCAUCUUGCUACCUGUACGUAUGGGUUGUGUCUUUAAAGCUGUGGUAUGUUUUGGUUUUCAUUCUCCUACUCCACAGGAUCCUUCUUGCACUGCUUUAUGUAGAUACGUGCCUCCUCUCAGAAGCAAUCCCCUUCUGCAACCUAUUGCCCAGGGGAUGAGGUCGUUGGUACAUGCAACCCAGUGGAAUUUACGGUCGUCAGUAAGUGACAUUGACCCACAGUUCCCAAGGAUGGUAAUGGUACAGUGAUGUUUUGUGCCAAAUUGCUCCCACCACACCAUCCUUAGGGCAAUACUUUCACACCGUUAUCACCUUGUCACUCUUAACUUUCCUUAGGGAAAAAACAAAUGGCAGAUGAAUAUUGGAAACGUAGUGGCUUCACGUCCAAAUUAAACUCACUGUUUUCUACAGCACAGGCUGUGGUGUGAACUGUAUAUCAAUGCGUGUAAUUUUAAGUCCUGAAUUGUCUUCCCUACGUGUGUGUGUCUGUGCGUGCGUGUUGUAAAUUAUUUGAUAGACAAUAAAUAAAUAAUGGGAUACAUUGUACAACAAUGGAAGCUACCUCCUGAAUUGUAGUGGCUGCCAGUAGUAAGAUGUGAUAAAUUGUUUUAUAUAUAUAUAUGAAUGCUUUCUGUUGCUUUGUAAAUAAAUCUGGUUGUACAUUGUCAAUGAAUAAAAUUCUGAUUGUUGUAUAUGUAAAAAAAAACUAGUUUAUACUAAUAGUGGGAGGGAAUUAUGUACUGUAUACUGUAAUUUUUGUAAACCAAACCAUUCAUAUAAAAGAAUAAUUGCUUUAAA